AUGACUGAUCCUUUCUCAACUGAAUUAAAACCUAUAUCAACCAUUUUGCAAAGUGCACCGCGUACUUCUCAGGUACAAACACAACAACAACAACAUAAUACCUCAACACUACAACCAUUUUCACCAACAUCAUCUGUUUCGAUGCUAAAUACACCAUCAAAGAGUAAUCUGUUAUCCUCACACCAUCAACAAAAUAUACCACAGCCAGUGUCUAUACCGCAGAUUCACAAAGAGCAGCCUCUUCCCCUUCAACAACAGUUUAUACCAGCCUCGACACAAGCAACCAGUUCUUCAACACUGCCUGUACAACAGCUUUCAAACUCUGCACUCAUUCCACCUAUUUCUCAACCACCAUCGCAGUCAAAAGUGUAUCCUCAAAUUUAUAACGAUCAAGUAGAGCGAGGGAACGAUACUUCGCUCGCUUGCCGGUGGGGUGAUUGUACGCGAGUUUUUCCUGACCCUUCUUCACUUGCCACGCAUUUAUCAGAAGAUCAUGUAGGAUGGAAAAAAGGCGGCUAUCAAUGUGAUUGGAACAAUUGUUUGAGGCAAGGUGUGAAAUGCCAUAAUCGGUUUUCAUUAAUGAUGCAUUUAAGAAUUCAUACAGGUGAAAAACCGUUUGAGUGUACUACUUGUGGCCAAUCAUUUGGUAGGCAAGAUGCUCUGACGAGACAUAAAAAAGCAGAUCAUGGUGAAAUAGUUGUAAUAGAGAAUAGUAAAGCGGCAGGUACAGCACCUACUGUACCUACUGUACCUCCUCCAGGCACCAUUUUUACUGAAGUCGAUCUCAAUAAUAAGUCAACACCACAAAUUAUGCCAAUGAAUAUGGCUGUCUCACCGCCAGUAUCAAAAGCAGCAGUGAAACAGUCCCCUGUAAAGAGACAGCCUUCUGUCACAGCCGAAAACCACUUGGCGAACAAAAGUACGCCGAAGAAACAGAAAUUGCUCAAUACGAAAACCAAUGCUACUCAUAAGGCAUUAAGUACUAGUACUACAAUGCCUCAAAAUGACAAGUAUGUUGCGACUCAUCCAGCUUCAGAUGUAACGCCUCCUUUGCUAGAAGAUGAAGAAAAAGUCAGAGGAAAAGAAGGCAUUGUUCACGACGAUGAGGAAACAGAAGAUGAAGAUUUUCAACAAUUACGUAAAAACAAUAGUAAGCAAAAAGCACCAUUAUCGACGUCCCUCUCAACCUCUACUUCUAAUACUAUUACUGCGUCAUCAUCGUUCAACACUAUACCCAAAUCCUUGAAGAAUAAAAACAAAUCUUCGAGUAGUAGCAGUAGCAACAAUAAACUACUCACUUCUAAGAAAGACUCAGAGUAUAUCCAAUAUCGACUGGCUAAAGCGCAAUUAGCUUAUUUAUUGAGAGAAAAUUCAAUGCUUCAAGAUGAAUAUGAAGUAGUACAGAAGAAGUUAGAAAGAUUGAAGACAGAACGAAAAAUUCUUUUAGAUGCGUUAAUUGGACAAACAGAGCCUGCAGCUAUGACAAAGAAGAACCACAUUAGAAGGACGCAUGGUAAUCGAUCGACACAAACUACACCAGCCAUUAUUAAUGAAGAAGAUAAAAGUGAUGUUGAUGACAUCGAUUCGGUCGACACGAAUGAUAUUGAAACAAUAGUAGAUGAUGAUGAAGAGGCUGAUGAUGAUGACGAUGACUCAAUUGUGAUAGCUGAUUGA
Messenger RNA from Mycotypha africana, 1674 nucleotides. RefSeq lists its product as uncharacterized. The record is from RefSeq and is a predicted model, not a curated record. Bases 1 to 1674 code for a protein of 557 amino acids. Gene Ontology annotation, molecular function: RNA polymerase II cis-regulatory region sequence-specific DNA binding; zinc ion binding; DNA-binding transcription factor activity, RNA polymerase II-specific. The transcript has 2 exons. Gene Ontology annotation, cellular component: nucleus. Gene Ontology annotation, biological process: regulation of transcription by RNA polymerase II. Lineage: Eukaryota; Fungi; Mucoromycota; Mucoromycetes; Mucorales; Mycotyphaceae.